UCACCUUCAUUCUUUAGUGCCACUGCUGGAGCAUGUUACUGGGAGCCACCAUGGAGCGUUGUCGCCGUCAUGUAGUACAGCGUUAAGGCGGCGUUAAUUGUCGUCGAGUGGGGCUUUGGCGUGGGGGGUUACAGGAGUCGCCGUCGUCGAGCCAUGGCCGCGCGGGAGGAAGGAGAGGCUGCGCACGGCAAAGCGAGGCACCACGACGGAGGCGCGAGUGUAAACAACUCGGAGGGCUUCAGGAACGGCUAUGUGAAGAGCUGCGUCACCCCCCUCAAACAGGACCACCACAGGGGCUUUUUGUUCAAUGUGUGCAGGUUUUGCAGCGAAGACUUUCUGGAGUCCAAACUUGUCAAGGUUUCUGCUAUACAUGUCGGCGCCGUUGUCGUUUUGGCGCUUUCUUUGCUCCUGUCCCGGAGCUCUCAAAGUGACGUGCGUUGGGAUUUGCGGACUGUGGUGUCGGGGUUCUCCCAGUCCGCCAGUCCGCUCUUCAGCAUCGGCUGUGCCUUCUUCUUCCUGACCUUCUACCUGCGGAGGAGAAAGAAGGAGGGCAGGCAGUGGUGGCUUCUGUCACUGCCAGCAUCGUGCUACCUCGGGGACUUUGUGGUGCUGCGCUUCUUGCAAUGGGGAGAGGAGCAGCACCAGAUGCAAAUGGUGGGCAGGUUGUUGUUCGUAUUGGGAUGCGUGGGUCUGCUCACGCUAGUCCCCACGCUGAAGCUCAAACACAGCGUGCUCGUACUGCUCUUUGCCAGCCUGGUGUGGCUGCUCUCCUUCACCAGUUUAGGCGGGCUACCUGAGCUUCUCAGACCGCUGAUCGCCUGCGUGGCCGGGCUCUGUGGCUCAUUGCUGGGGCUCUGCUUCGACCGCUGCUACCCGCUGAGGGACGCUCCGAGCGGGGGCUCAGGCUCAGAGGAGAAGGUCCCGGUGAUCAGAGCCAGGAGACGGUCCAGUUGUGUUUCCCUGGGAGAAACAUCGAGCAGCUAUUAUGGCAGCUGUAAAAUGCCCCGGAGACCGUCGUUACCCUGCAUAUCAAGAGAGCAGAUGAUCCUGUGGGACUGGGAUCUGAAACACUGGUACAAACCACAGUAUCAGGGUGCAGUGAGCGGCAAUGGCGUUGACCUGUCAGUCAUCAACGAGGCCAGGAACCUGCUUUCCGAGCUGCUGAUGGACUCGUCUUUGUCGCCUCACACCAUCUCCACAUUGAACAGUGUCUCCAGCCUCAUGGGCACGUUCUCAGGCUCGUGUCGCCCCCGGGUGAACCCUUUUACGCCUUUCCCUGGAUUCUACCCCUGUGAUGAGGUGAAUGACCCUGUGGAGAGAAACGAGCGGAAAACCUUUAAGGGUCUGAGUAGCAGAAACAGCCUCCCUACUCCUCAGCCCAGGCGGAGUUCCACCUCCUCUUCUGUGCUGUCUCCUCUUGACUCACUUUCAUCACGGUGGGAACGCAACAAUGGCAAGAGACCCCAACCUGACCUUAACAUGGCUAGCUCAGGUCUGUCCAAUGGGCCAAAUGCAAACCUGCUCACCAUUCCCAAGCAGAGGUCUUCUUCUGUCACCCUCACGUACCAUGCAGGGUCCAGGAGAGCAGGUACAUCUCCGAGCCUGAGUCCCGUCACCUCUCCCAGCCACAGUCCUCCAAGUGUAGCCACAGGUUCUUCAUCGUCCCUAUUCACCCGAUCACCUGUGGAGUUCCCUGACACAGCGGACUUCCUGACAAAGCCCAGUGUCAAUCUGAACCUGCACAAGCCUUUGGGCUACUCACUCAGCUCAUGCGACUUCCAGCAGGCAUUCCGCAGCUCUACUUUACCUCUUUGCACCAGCUGUGGGCGUCAGAUGUCAAAGGGAGUUUCCAGUGGGGAUUCGAUAGAAAUCCAUCAGUCACUCCUCAGCGAGGCCCAACGCACGCGCUCAGGUGAAGGACCAGAUUUCCAAGCAGAGCCUUUAAUCAGGGAAGAGAGCGUGGAGGUGGACUUGCCUGAAGAGUCCAACACCACAGGAGAUCAGGGUCAGACAGAGAAGGAGGAAAACCCGAGCACAAAGCAACAGACUCAGGAAUUAGGGGGUGAUCAGGAAUUCAGGCUAGACACAAUGCUGGAAGACCAUGAAGCCCUCAUGGAGAGGUUGAACACCUGGAACUUCCAGAUCUUUGACCUGGUGGACAAAACAGGAGGAAAGACGGGAAGAAUACUCAGCUAUGUCACUUACACCCUUUUCCAGGAUACGUGUCUGUUUGAAAUAUUCAAGAUCCCUGUGAGGGAGUUCAUGACAUACUUCUUUGCUCUGGAAAAUGGAUACAGGGACAUUCCCUAUCAUAACCGGGUCCAUGCUACUGAUGUGCUCCAUGCUGUCUGGUACCUGACCACUCGACCAAUCCCUGGGUUCCAGCAGAUUCACAAUGAGCAUGUGACAGGAAGUGAUACAGACUCAGACAGUGGGAUCUCUCCUGGCAGGAUAUCAUACGCGUCCUCCAAAAGCUCCUCAAUAUCAGAUGACAGCUAUGGCUGCCUGGCCUGGAACAUCCCCGCUCUGGAGCUCAUGGCCCUUUAUGUAGCAGCUGCAAUGCACGACUACGACCACCCUGGUCGCACUAAUGCCUUUUUAGUUGCCACUAAUGCACCUCAGGCGGUGUUGUACAAUGACCGUUCCGUGUUGGAGAACCACCACGCUGCAUCCGCCUGGAGCCUCUACUUGUCCCGGCCGGAGUUUAACUUCCUGGUCAACCUGGAUCAUGUGGAGUUUAAACGUUUUCGCUUCCUUGUCAUUGAGGCUAUUCUAGCCACAGACCUCAAGAAGCACUUUGACUUCCUGGCUGAGUUCAAUGCCAAGGUCAACGAUGUGAACAGUCCAGGAAUUGACUGGACAAAUGAGAAUGACAGACUGCUGGUGUGCCAAGUGUGUAUCAAACUGGCAGACAUCAAUGGACCGGCCAAAGUCCACGAUCUGCACCUGAAGUGGACUGAAGGAAUUGUUAAUGAGUUUUAUGAGCAGGGUGAUGAAGAAGCGAGGCUGGGAUUACCCAUCAGCCCCUUCAUGGACCGCUCCUCCCCGCAGUUGGCCAAGCUGCAGGAGUCUUUUAUCACACACAUAGUAGGACCACUCUGUAACUCCUAUGAUGCUGCAGGUUUACUUCCUGGCCAUUGGGUCAAUGGAGACGGAUCAGAUGAAGAUGACGAGGGGCGGGUUGACUCUGACACCGAUGAUGAUGAUGAGGAAGAGGAUGAUGAACUGGAGGAAGAUCUGCGGCCAAAAAGGAGUAAGAACCACCGGCAGUUAUUUUGCAGCAUCAUGCAGCACCUGACGGAGAACCACAAAGUGUGGAAGAAGAUCAUUGCGGAAGAGGAAAAAGGCAAAGAUGACGGCAAACAGCAGCCUGACAGCCUGCCCACGUCACCGUCGGAUGACAUCCAGGUCAUCCAGGAGGAGGAGGAAGGGGAGUAGCAUCAGUCACAGUGUGACUAAAGAAAUGAACACAUGCGUGGCGAGGAAGAAGUCCUUCACCCAACAGCCUUUCGCACAUCACACACACACACACGCACACAUGCAGACAUGACAGAGACAAAUGCACAUACUUCCCACACACUUUCACACAUUGAACACUGUGCAGACACUUGGAUGCUCAAAAAACGGCCUUACCACUGUGAGCGCUGCAACAGUGGGAGCCCAACUCCUAUGCACUUUGACCCCCGUGGAGAAUCCCAGAGCAGCUCCAAGAAAAAGAAGAACCAAGAGUGAGGUCCAUGGUGCAGGAAAAGAGCAUCGGAAUGACCUCGGCUGCAAUGCUGCCUUGAAUGCAAAGCGCUUACACCUCCUUUAGGUACAAAACAAGUCCUAUUAAAAAAGAAAAAAUAGAGGCUAGAGGAUGAGGAACCAAGCAAGCAAUGCGAUUGACCCCCUUUACCAAAGUCAACUGCUCAAAGGUGGAAAACCAAUCUGAGACCCUUUGUAGCCUCAGUUUAGGGUUUGUAUUUUAUUAUUUAAUGAAUAUACAUGUAUAUAUUCCAGAUCAAAGUGUUAAGACCAGACCAGUUGAAAAUUUGUAAGAAUAUAACAUUUACACUGUUGGAUCUUAAAGAGGUUCUAAGUUGAGCUUCAAAGUGUAAACACAAGAAACGGGACUGAGACCAAAAAAUGUUUGAGGAAGCAAUUUAUUGCAAACAACCACUAAACUCAAAUAAGCUGAUCCAAAGUUUAACACCACACCCUUUAAAAGCCCAAAUCUUGGCAAAAUGAUUCAGUAUCAUUCUCUGUCAGGUAUUCACACAGUCAUGAUCUCUUGAUGGUAAAGGCAAAAAAAGCUUUCUCUCUUCCAACAGUACAAAAUGUAAAUCCUUGCCAUUUUUCAACUCGUCUUAAAAUUGUGGUCCGGAAGUGUAUGCAGUAUACAUACACAUACUAUAUCAGAUGUGCCUGUCUGAACCUUUACUGAGUCCAUAUUGGCCCAGAGCCUUGGCUUGUGUAGUUCUCUCCUUGAUGGUGACACGAAACACUGUAUCCCACUCAGUCACAGAGACAUUGUUGAAAUGUUGACUGAGGAUUAGGAUUAUAUCUGCAUCCUUUUGGAUGCUCUUACUCAUGUGUGCCACCCACUUUUUGUUUGCUUGGCUUCAAUUUGUUUGGAAUGUGAGUGAAUAUGAAACUUUUCUUUUAGAAAAAAUAUGAUGGAGAGAUAAGUCGGGAGAGAGAGAAAGAGAGAGAGAGAGAGCACAUUUUAAUUUUUUUAGUACUUAAUUUGUGUGUAUGCUCGUGUGUCCUUUCAGUAGUGUCCUCCUUUUUUGUAGCAAUCACAGCAGGAAUGCUGAAUUUUCAUUUCCUGUCAUUCUUUUUUAAAAGGUUACUCAGGAUUCAUGCUAAGCUGAUUGCUUUGCAAGAAUUUAUGUCAUUAAUAUUGAAUAGACUUUUUUAAAAAGUGAGGAAAAUCAUACAUGUGGGCGACUGACUGACAUAGUUUGUUGUAAUGUCUCCAUGAACAAGUGGACUACUAAUUGAAGCAAUUGAAAUCCUCUACAAUGUGGGAGGAGCUUACUUUAUCCACUCAUACACUGUGCAUAACCUCUUUAAACCACCUCACUGCAGAAACACUUAUCUGACAGACUGCAGCCACGUUUUACAAAUUCUCCAGCAUGUUGUGAGGUAACAUUUGUCAUUCCAUUUCGAUGUGUCAUCUCUUUUACUUGUCUAUUUGGUGGCCAGUUUGAAGAAGGGACCCAUCUGCAGUCGUAUGAAAGAGUUUGGGCACCCCUGAUUAUUUUCAAGAUUUUCCUUUAUAAAUCACCGGUUGUUGGGAUCAGCCAUUCCAGUUUAAUAUAUCAUAUAGCAGACAAACACAGUGAUAGAUGAGAAGUGAAAGGAAGUUUAUAGGAUUUACAGAAAGUGUGCAAUAAUUAUUUAAACAAAAGUAGACAGGUGCAUAAAUUUGGGCACCCCAACAAAAAAAUGACAAUAUUUAGUAGAUCCUCCUUUUGCAGAAAUUAAUUUUUCUAGUUUCCAAUGAGGUUUUAUGUAUUUUUGACCAAUCUUCUUUCCAAAACAUCUCCAGUUGAGUCAGAUUUUUCUCGGCCUUCACUAGAACUGGUCUUCCAUUUCCUCACUAUCUUCCUCAGAGUGGAACCUGACAGCUGAAAUCUCUAAGCUAGCUUUUGUAUCCUUCCCCUAAACCAUGAUUUUGAACAAUCUUGGCUCUGUGGUCAUUGGACAGUUAUUUUGAGGCUACCAUGAUGCUACUCUUUAGAGAAGAUGCAAUUGGCCACCUUAAAUACCCUUUCUAAUGAUUGGCUUCACUUGUAUGCAGGUCAAGGGUCAGUGAGCUUACCAAACAAAUCAUGGAUCCCAAUAAUUAGUGUUAAAGGUAAUCAAAUCAAUUAAACCACAAGGGUGCCCAUUUUUAGGCACCUGCCUACUUUAGUUUAAAUAAUUAUUGCACACUCUAUAAAUCCUAUAAACUUCAUUUCACUUCUCGUACAUAAACUGCUGGUCCCAAAAACCAGUGAUUAAUAAAGGACAGUCAUAAAAAUUAUCGGGGGUGCCUAAACUUUUUCAUACCACUGUAUGUCAGCAUUUUAUUUUAUGAAAGGGAAGGAUACAUUUUUUUCUCUCACUUUAUAUAUCAAUAUCUGGAAAAAGUCAAAUUGAGCUGGUAAUAUUUAUAAAGAGGAAAAAUACAGUUGUCCUCAUUUUAAUACCAGACAAGUGUUCAGCACUGUACAAAAAAAGAGUAUGUGCAUAAUAUAUAUUUUUGAAUAAUCAAUUGAAUGCAUCCAUUUUCUACACACAUUGAGAUUCUGUCAUUGGUUUUUAUCUACAGUAUUUUCAUUGAUGUGUGGUAAUGUGGCAUGUUUUUCUUUCCUUUUCAUUGGUUGUCAAUCUACACUGCAAAACCUGAAAUCUAAGCACGAUUGAAAAAAGAGAUUAAAAAAUAUAUAUUUUCUAAAAGGUUGAUUUAAAACAAAUAUUUUUACAAUGUUAUAGCAUUUUGUUAUAUUUACUAUCUAUAUUUACUAAAUCAGAAAUAUAUUAUUUAAUACAGCCAUCCAUGGUUUAUCAUGGUUAAUUGUUUCCAGACUCGACCAUAAUAAGUGAAUAUCCACAAAGUAGGAUUCCUUAUUAUAUUAUGUUUUGAGUGUUAUAGCAUAGAAAACCUGUUUAUGACCUUCCUAAAUAUGGUUAUUGACAUUGUUACAGCCCUAUAGACAUGAAGUAACACCCUUAUAGUCACCUUUGUAGUGGAAAAUAAGAUAUAAUAUAGACCAUGGGUGGGCAAACUACGGCCCGGGGGCUACAUGUGGCCUGCCAAGCAUUUGAGUCUGGUCCACCAGUUGGUUCUAAAGUAUUACAUUUAAAUUUUAACAUACAGAUAUAGCAAGUGGUCUUUUUGAAGGUUUAAGACGCUUUUCACAUGAAGCAAUCCAGACGACCUCACAUAUGGUGCCAAAUAAACACAAGUCAACAAAUAUGUGACACACAAUUAAAUCUUCCCACUGGACUGUCUGGGAUGUAAAUACGUAGGGACAUUAGCAUACAUACAACAUAAUAGUCAAUGUUAUAUCCUUCCUAGUUUUCCAAUUUUGCUAUUUGAUGUGGUAUGGCGGUUAAGGUCCUAGGAUGGUUAAUAGCAGAUUGUAUGACACUUAUACAGAUAUUCUGGUCUGCUGAGAAUCGGACUGAAUCGAACCCGAAUCGUUGCUCUCAACAAAACUCAUUAUGGACCUACUGGGGCUCUAUCAUUUGUCUCCAGAAACAGCAGGAUGCUAGAAGUUAUAAUAAGACAAAUAAUUCCAGAUGGACAUUUAGAAAACUAGUGUACAUGUAUCAUAUAUAUAGUCUGGACAAUUUUGUUAACUUAAUGUGUGAAAAAGUUUGCCCACUGCUGAUAAAGACUCACACAUGUUAGCAUUGGGCGAGUGUAUUGUCCUUUUUCACUUCCAUUUCUUUCCCAGUACUUCCUGCGGUAGCUACUUUCUCAUCAAUGUAACAUUACUGACCAUUACAACCAGUGUAGAAUACUACAUAUGAACGUGUCUUUUAAUGCCCCUUCUGAAUGCCUUAUACAUAUAUAUAUUUAUAUACUGGAUGAAUUUAGUUCAUUUUGCCAUUUUCACACUUGGAAAUGCUUAAUUUAGGCAAAAAAUGCUAGGCAAAUCAUUUGCUUAAAUAUGCAUAUUAUUGACAAAUAAGCAGUGUUCAUCCACAAAACAGUGAUGAUGUAUUCAUACAUUUUGAAAAAAACUGUCAUAGAGCUGCAAAAUUUGAAAUAAUCUGCCAAUAGAACAAAAUCAUUUGACUUUGCAACAUGUGGAAGUCACAUUUUUUUGUUUUGCUAUGCUUAAGAAAAUUGCUUAAACGUAAUAAGAAUAUAUAUAUUUUUGUAUUGUUUUUGAAUUCCGACAUGUUAUGUUUGGCAGCAGAGUGAAUUAGUGGUUAGCACAGCUGCCUCACAGUCAGGAGAGCCAGGUUUGAUUCUCAGGUUCUUUGUGUGGAGUUUGCAUGUUACCUGUAUGGGUUUAACUCCAGCUUUAUCCUGCAUCUCCAUAACAUGCAUGUUAGGUCAAUUGAAGACUGCAUAGGUGUGUGGAUGGUUAUUUUUCUAUAUAUAUAUAUCUGUGAUUGACAGUUGACCAGUCCAGGGUCUACCCCAUCCAUCGCCGACACUCAGCUGGGAUAGGCUCCAGCACACAUGGGACCCUAAUGAGGCCAAGAUGGAUGGAUAUUUAAUCUUGCUUAGAUUUCAUUUUUUGCAGUGUACCAGUAUUGCAUUCUAUUUCAUCGCCUCUCCUUCACUGUGUGGACCCAACUAGUGCCAAACUUGACCUACAGCACGUACAGUCUGCUGACAUGUGACAUGAAGGGUCCGGUAUUGUAUGUCAAAGAAGCAGAAACAGUAGCAGAAGUCAGACUGGACUCAGGUUAGAGCCAUAUUGAUUUUCUACCAUGGAUCCAUCAGAAGUUAGUAUUCUGUUCAAUGGUGUCUGAUGCUAACUGUGUAGUCCUUCAAACCACAAUGUCCACCUUUGAUGCUUGCUCAAUGAUGUUCUGUGGCAUCAGUAAACGUGCGUUUAUCCAAUGUAAUCAUUCAUCCUUAUCUACACUGUGGGCCAACUGUUUUUUUUUUGGUUGUUAUUUAUAGCUGUCAUAAAGCACCAUCCUUAAAAGGAAA
Doryrhamphus excisus (bluestripe pipefish) is the source of this 8650-nucleotide messenger RNA. It is a transcript of the gene pde3b, whose product is annotated as phosphodiesterase 3B. The record is from RefSeq and is a predicted model, not a curated record. Gene Ontology annotation, molecular function: 3',5'-cyclic-nucleotide phosphodiesterase activity. NCBI's taxonomy places the organism in Eukaryota, Metazoa, Chordata, Actinopteri, Syngnathiformes, Syngnathidae. Gene Ontology annotation, biological process: signal transduction.